AUGUUUACACAAUUUCAGAACUUGGUGUUAGUGUCCCUGUGUGUGGCCCUUCUGGUGGUGUCCAGCUCCGCCAGGCCCGGUGGACGAAGAGUUGGCGGUGGCGGCUAUGGAGGAGGUGGCGGUGGCGGCUAUGGAGGAGGUGGAGGUGGUUAUAGUGGUGGUGGAGGGGGUUAUGGAGGUGGAGGCGGCGGCGGCUAUGGUGGUAGGGGCGGCGGUGGCUAUGGUGGAAGCGGCGGCGGCGGAAAUGGCGGAGGUGGAUACGGAGGUGGCGGUGGCGGCUACGGCGGUGGUGCUGGCGGCUCCGGCGGUGGUGCUGGCGGUUACGGCGGCGGAGGUGGAGGUUAUGGAAAAUAA
Molecule: messenger RNA, 354 nt
Organism: Homarus americanus (American lobster)
Lineage: Eukaryota; Metazoa; Arthropoda; Malacostraca; Decapoda; Nephropidae
Product: glycine-rich cell wall structural protein-like
Exons: 1
Coding region: 1-354 (117 amino acids)
Source: RefSeq, a predicted model, not a curated record